This is a messenger RNA of Talaromyces atroroseus, 2184 nucleotides long. RefSeq lists its product as hypothetical. NCBI's taxonomy places the organism in Eukaryota, Fungi, Ascomycota, Eurotiomycetes, Eurotiales, Trichocomaceae. Gene Ontology annotation, cellular component: mitochondrion. Bases 1 to 2184 code for a protein of 727 amino acids. The transcript has 2 exons. The record is from RefSeq and is a predicted model, not a curated record.
AUGUCCUUCUGUCAGAGUUACUUGUCGAGAAGGAUACCGGUUUUAUCAAAGUCAUACCGCUGUUCAGUGCAAACUCAGCUUCAAGCCCGAUUAGCGCGGAAUAUUUCCACAUCUUCGACAAGUCUACAACGUCCAAAUUUGAAGAGACACGCCCUAAAAUGCGCAAGGCAACGGUAUCUAAGUACGGAUCAGCCAUCUACAGGCCCUCCUGUAUCUUCUAAUGCGCCUGGAAUACUGCUUGAGAGUCCUUCACAAACUCAACGAAAUGAUGAAGAAUUCCCGACUCCGCCUUCACCUCCAACAACCGUUUCCCUUCACGCUGACGCCUUGCCGGUUUCCUGUCCAGGAUGCGGUGCAUACGCACAAACAAUUGAGCCAACUGAACCGGGUUAUUAUGGUCGAACCCGAAAGAAAGCAAAGAAGCUGUGGCAUAAGAGACAACAAGUGAUUGCUAAGGACAAGCAAACCGAAUUAACUCGAGAUGAAAAAGAUGUAGAUGGUGAGACCGGUGCGGGCGAAGAGCUUUCAGAACAUACCAUGGAUAAUUUAGUUGAUGAAAGUAACUUGACCGCCGCGACGGAAUACAUUCAGUCCACUGCAGAACACACCCAGAUAUGUGACCGCUGCCAUGACCUUUUACAUCAUAACAAGGGAAUAUCUGCUCCUUCUCCUUCUAUCGACUCUAUUGCGGCUUAUCUUGAGGAGUCCCCCCACAAAUCCAAUCGCGUUUAUCACAUAGUCGACGCAGCCGAUUUCCCCAUGUCUUUAAUCUCGAAUAUCUACGAAGCUUUAGAGCUCCAAGACCCGAGGUCGAAGAACCGCAGAGCAAGGACUGAGAAGUACAAGCACGGCAAGAAAUUGACAACAAUGAGCUUCGUGAUCACACGCGCAGACCUUUUGGCCGCCACCAAAGAACAGGUCGAUUCGCUCAUGAACCGGGUGCGAGAGAUCAUCUUGAAGGCUAUGAAGAUGCGACGGGGAGAUAUACGAUUGGGAAAUGUGCAUAUGAUAAGCGCUCAUCGCGGCUGGUGGACGACCCGAGUCAAAGAAGAAAUUCGUGAACAUGGCGGAGGUAUCUGGGUCGUCGGAAAGGCGAAUGUUGGGAAGAGUAGUUUCAUCGAGUCAUGCUUUCCGAAAGACUCGAAGAAUUUGGAAAAGAUUGCUGAACUUCUGGAGAGCCGAAAGCUGCAGAAUCAUUCGAAAAGCACUCCUGAUUCCGACUUUGACUCUUCUUCCCCUCCAUUACUGGAUCCUGAGGGUCUUCUUCCCCCUGCGCCUCGCGAGGAGCUCUGGCCAACACUUCCUGUCGUCUCAAGUCUUCCGGGGACAACAGUAGGCCCUAUCAGAAUCCCUUUUGGGCGCGGACGUGGAGAGGUGAUUGAUUUGCCCGGUCUCGAUCGCGGCACAUUGCAAGAAUUCAUGUUGGACGAACACAAAUCAGAGCUGAUAAUGACCAAACGUGUCAACCCGGCAGAGCAACUCAGCAUUCGCAGCAGCCAGUCUCUUCUAAUUGGAGGGGGAUUGAUCAGAAUAACUCCAAUAGUUCCCGAAAACUGCACCGUGCUAGCAGCAUGCUUUGUGCCCCUUGAAGCGCACGUAACGCGCACCGAGAAAGCAGUGGAAAUUGAAACAGGCGUGCGAAAAUACAACACAGGCGGCGGCGAUCGUGGCAAUAGCGUUAUCAAACCCGAGCUUCUAGACGACCACACAGUUAUACAACAUGCGGGCACGUUCACGCUCGAUACGGAUGUCACAUUAAGCCACUUGCCGAGUAUCAUCAAAAAGAAAUGGGACGAUCAGAACAUCAAACCAAAUCUAAACUCAUUGCCAUAUCGCGUGUACUCCACAGACAUACUAAUUGAGGGAUGCGGCUGGAUAGAACUUACAGCGCAAAUCCGCACGAAGAGACAGUACCAACAUCGUCAAACACCCGACUCUGAAAUUCCUCCUUAUGAAGAAGAAGGAGAAGGAAAAACAGAGGAAGAAGGCUUACCAAAAGUAGAAGUUUUCACACCCCUCGGCAAACACGUUGCCUCAAGACCGCCUCUAGAAACCUGGAAUUUCAUCCGUGACAAGCGCAAAGCUGACAAACGCAAAGGACGUUAUAUGUCUGGGUCUCAUCGUCCGAAGAGGAACAAUAUUAGCCAUAAGAAGAGGACGAUGCAUGGUGGGAAGGGUGCCUAA